AUGGCUGUGACGUAUCACGUAUUCAGGGUGUUCCAGCAGAAUUUCGUUGUCGACCGCCGAUUCCAGCUAAUCAAGGGGCUGGGACAGGGAGCCUACGGAAUUGUGUGCUCGGCCAAGUACAUCGAGGCUGGCGACGAGGGAGGGCACGUGGCCAUCAAGAAGGUGACCAACAUUUUCAGCAAGAAGAUCCUGUGCAAAAGAGCGCUGCGAGAAAUCAAGCUCCUGCGCCAUUUCAGGGGCCACAAGAACAUCACUUGCUUGUACGACCUGGACAUCGUGCCGGAUCCCAACGGCAACUUCAACGAGAUAUAUCUGUACGAGGAGCUCAUGGAGUGCGACAUGCACCAAAUCAUCCGCUCCAACCAGCCUCUGACCGACUCGCACUACCAAUCGUUCGUCUAUCAGAUCCUGUGCGGACUCAAAUAUAUCCACUCGGCGGACGUGCUCCACAGGGACCUGAAGCCGGGCAAUUUACUGGUCAACGCGGACUGUGAGCUCAAGAUCUGUGACUUUGGACUUGCGAGAGGCUACUCGAAUGACCCAGAGAAGAACCAGGGCUUUCUGACCGAGUACGUGGCCACGAGGUGGUACCGUGCGCCAGAAAUUAUUUUGAGCUUCCAGGGCUACACCAAGGCCAUCGACAUGUGGUCUGUGGGGUGUAUCUUGGCGGAACUACUAGGCGGGUCUACCAUAUUUAAGGGCAAGGACUACGUUGACCAGCUCAACGAGAUCCUCAAGGUGCUAGGCACCCCGAACGAGCAUACCAUGCAGAGCAUCAAGUCGUCCAGAGCACAGGCGUACGUGCGCUCGUUGCCGUAUAUGCCCAAGGUGCCGUUUGAGAACUUCUUUCCGCACGCCAACCCGUUGGCGAUCGACCUGCUCAACCGCAUGCUGACGCUAAACCCUGAGGACAGAAUCACCGUGGAGGACGCGCUGCAACACCCGUACUUGGAGGUGUGGCACGACCCGAACGACGAGCCGGUCUGCGCGGCCAAAUUCGACUUCUCGUUCGAGGAAACAGACGACAUUAACGAGAUGAAGCAGAUGAUCAUCGAGGAGACCCGCUCGUUCAGAGAAUACGUGAGAAGACCGCUCGAGGAGCAGACGAUAGUAAGCGAGCAGUACGGCGCGACGGGCGCCUACGAGAUGGACCAGCCGCAGCAGCAGCCGCAGCUGAAGACGCCGUUCGAGGGCCAGGUGGCCGAUUACGAGCUGCCCCCAAAACCGCAGGAGAUGCUCUACGACGAGAACAUCGACCUCGAAAGAGAACUGGCGUACGGGCUGGACGGCUACAACUUCCAGUACCAGUGA
Messenger RNA from Ogataea polymorpha, 1311 nucleotides. RefSeq lists its product as uncharacterized. Gene Ontology annotation, molecular function: MAP kinase activity; ATP binding. The record is from RefSeq and is a predicted model, not a curated record. Gene Ontology annotation, biological process: intracellular signal transduction; protein phosphorylation. Gene Ontology annotation, cellular component: cytoplasm; nucleus. NCBI's taxonomy places the organism in Eukaryota, Fungi, Ascomycota, Pichiomycetes, Pichiales, Pichiaceae. The transcript is spliced from 2 exons. Bases 1 to 1311 code for a protein of 436 amino acids.